This is a messenger RNA of Polypterus senegalus (gray bichir), 1911 nucleotides long. RefSeq lists its product as uncharacterized. The record is from RefSeq and is a predicted model, not a curated record. Gene Ontology annotation, molecular function: cytokine receptor binding. Lineage: Eukaryota; Metazoa; Chordata; Cladistia; Polypteriformes; Polypteridae. The transcript has 6 exons. Gene Ontology annotation, cellular component: extracellular region. Gene Ontology annotation, biological process: immune response. The coding region runs from base 77 to 775 and encodes 232 amino acids.
AAAAUUUUCAAAUAAGGUUACACUUCCUGUUUCUUUUUUAACAUCAGAAGAUUUACAAGCGGUAGAUACCACUUUCAUGGUUAGCAUUAAGAGGACCUCUUUAUGUUGUGGAAGGCCAACUAAUUUCAGAAGGAAUAUCAGUUUGCAGAUCAGGCAUGUUUUUUCGUUCACACAGUCUAUCCCCGCUCCCCACGCACACGCAUACGCACUCACGUACAACUGGCCAGUGGAAAAGAAAAAAGAAUUACUCACCUAUCCAUUCUUCAAAGCUUUCCAGGCGCACAAGGGGUGGGUUUUUCAUCUCCUCAGGGAUAAAUAUAUAGGUAAGUGGAGCACCUGUACACAGACUAUCUGUUACAUUUGCCUUGAGUACUCUUUGAGAAUGGCUAAAUUUAUUGUCUUUUGCUUUCUGGUUGUUUUAUACACCUUGUCCUCUGCUGCUCCAGCUAUGUGGACGAAGAAUGAACGACUUAAACUAAUUGAACUAUAUAAGGAUAUUAAGAAAGCAAGCAAAACUGUAGAGCUUGUUAAUAUAGAAUUGCCAACUCUAAAAGAUGUAACUGACGAAUGCCAAAUACCUGCUCUGAAGUGUUUUGUUGACAACAUGAACAAACUUAAAAUCCCACAAAAUCUUCUUGAUCGAAUGAAAGCAAGAGUGCCUGACAGUAAGGUGCAAAGCUGCCAACCCUGCACAUCAUAUGCAAAGAUGAAAAGCAAUGACUUCAUCGAAAAUCUAAUCACACUUGUGCAAAGGAUAAUAUCCAGUUCAUUCUGACCUGUUGAAAAACUGAAAAGCUGGAAGACUCUGUUUACAAAAACACUAUUCAAUGGACCAAACAGUUUUUAUUUUUCAUUAUUUCUUUAUUAUUUCUUAAUAUAUUUAUUUUUUAAGAGUGUUAUUGAUAAAUCUUAAAAUAUGGUAAAAAUACAUGGCUAUUAUUUACAGUAUAAUAGUCCAAUCUAAAAUAGCAACCAAUGUAUAAUUUUAUAUUUUUAUUUCCUUGCCUAUAAAGUAUUAAUAACUGGCAUUUAUCAGAAAUUGUACAAUUACGGAAUGCCAUUUAUGUUAAUGAAAGAACAACUAUUGUGCAUUUGUUAGGAGUUGAUUAUAUCAAUGAUAAUUGGUGUGUUUCCUGACCAAAACUAAUAUUUUAACACUAGCUGAAGCUAAGAUAUUAUCCAAAAAAGGGACCCACUGGGGAUGCAGUCUGUGAGCUGAUAAUUAUUUUGUCAUUUAUUUGUGCUGCUGCUCUGUUUUAUAUAAUUUAUUGUAAUUGUCUAGCAGUGAAUAUCAGAAUAUAACUUAUAUUGAAAGCAAUGGGAUUUAUACUUAAAUUCUGUAUGUGCACUGAUAACAUUUCUGUUCAGACUCCCAACCAAUAUGAUUUUUAUUUAUUCUGCAAAAUACUAAUUGAAAAGUUUUCUUUUCACAUGGUUUUAAAGUUUCACUAAAACAAAUAGACCCAAACACACAUAUACACGUAACCUUCAUAUUUUCUUAAACUGUAUUAAUUUAAAUGCGUAAUAUACAUAUAAAUUAUAUAAGACUGAAUAUGAUUAUACAUAGAAAGGCAUUUGGUGUAUUACAUGUUUUAAUUUCUCUCAAUAGCCUGUCUGUAUAGAAAGGUGUUUUUUUUUUGUAACUAGUAUGCAGGGCAACAGCACCACCUGCUGUUAGCUCUUAUAAAGUAUUCAGAAUGUUCAAGACUCUGUCUUAAGGUGAUAAACCUGAUUCUUCCUGAACAUUUGCAUAAAAAACAGAAACUUGCCUCAUACUGAGGUCUACUAAUGUUUGUAUUAUUAUACAAGUAUAAUUUGUAAGUAUGCAUAUUUAAUCUUUCAUGAUAUCUUUUUUAUAUGUUAUUUAUUUAUACAAGCUUUAAAAUAAAUUGUAUUGUCUUAUUUAUCAAU